UGGAAGGAAUGCAAAAUUAAAAGUUGAAUGACAAAGCUUAAGACCACUUCCCAAUUUAAAUAAUAAAGAAUCUGGCAAACGUGACACUUCUAAAGGCUGUCACAGUGUUAACACGGCGCUUUGCCGUGUUUCUGUGUGAACGUGACUGGGCUAUUUGGCACAGGGGGCGGGGGAUCCAGAGCCCGGCCCUGGCGUGGACGGGACCGCCCGCAGCUCUGCAGGCUAGCUAGCUGUUUCUGUCAGCGAGGGCUGUUUCUCCGCUUGGAUUGCGGUGUCUAGCUGAUACACGGGGUAAAUGCAGCGCACUGGCCCUCCGUAAAGGAACAAGCGGCUUUAUUUGAUGAAAUAUCCACAUACCGGUUUUCCCUAAGGAUGGCUGAGUCGCAGUGGCACUAGCGGCCGAUAACCCCGUAGCUCCCCUCAGCCUCUCCGCCACAUACGCUCCACAUUCGGCGGCGCAAGAGCGUCCCGCCUUCCUCUGCUUCAUUUAACAUUUCUCUUAAAAGAUGGUGACGGUGGAUUUUGAGGAGUGCCUUAAGGAUUCCCCUCGGUUCAGGGCCAGUAUAGAAGAGGUGGAGGGGGAUGUCUGUGAGCUGGAAUCUAAGCUGGACAAGCUGGUGAAGUUGUGCAUCGGAAUGAUCGACGCUGGUAAGGUCUACAAUACGGCAAACAAGCAGUUUGUUAAUGGCAUCCGGGAGCUGGCCCAGCAGUCCUCCAAAGACGAUGUCAUCGAGUCAAGUCUGAUCAAGUUUGCGGAAAGCCUGCAAGAGAUGAUCAACUACUACACGAUUUUAUUCGACCAAGCCCAGAGGUCUGUGAAGUCCCAACUUCAGAUAUUUAUAAAAGAGGACCUCAGGAAGUUCAAGGAGUCGAAGAAGCAGUUUGACAAGGUGAGCGAGGAGAAGGAGGCAGCUCUGGCCAGGAACGCGCAGGCCGCACGCAACAAGCAGCAUGAGGUGGACGAGGCCACCAACAUCCUGACUGCCACCCGCAAGUGCUUCCGCCACGUGGUCCUGGACUACGUCCUGCAGAUCAAUGUCCUGCAGUCUAAGAAGCGGUCUGAAAUCCUCAAAUCGAUGCUGUCCUUCAUGUACGCCCACCUGACCUUCUUCCAUCAAGGCUACGACCUGUUCAGCGAACUCCAGCCACUCAUGAAGCAGCUGGGGGGGCAGCUGGACCAGCUGGUGAUCAGCAUAGCCAAGGAGAAGCUCGACAUGGAGUUGAAACAUUCCACCAUCCAGCAGAAGGACUUUUCGAAUGACGACACCAAACUGGAGUACAAUGUGGAUGCAGACAAUGGAAUUGCCAUGGAGGGCUACCUCUUCAAGAGGGCCAGCAACGCGUUCAAAACAUGGAACAGGCGCUGGUUCUCCAUUCAGAACAAUCAGCUAGUUUACCAGAAGAAAUACAGGGAUAACCCCACGGUGGUGGUAGAGGACCUGCGGCUAUGUACUGUCAAGUACUGCGAGGACGUUGAGAGGCGCUUCUGCUUCGAGGUGGUGUCCCCGACCAAGAGCUGCAUGAUGCAGGCAGAUUCAGAGAAGCUUCGGCAGGCCUGGAUCAAAGCCGUGCAGAACAGCAUUGCCACAGCAUACCGGGAGAAGGGGGACGAUGUGGAUAAGCUGGACAGCAGGUCUUCAGCAUCAACGGGCAGCCUGGACUCAAGCAGCGAACCCCGGGAGAAGAGCCUGAAGGGGGAUGGCGCCCUGCAGAAGGUCCUCACCAUUGCCGGCAACAGCCAUUGCUGCGACUGUGGCACAGCUGAACCACGCUGGGCCAGCAUCAACCUGGGCAUCACACUGUGCAUCCAGUGCUCCGGCAUCCACCGGAGCCUGGGUGUCCAUUUCUCCAAGGUGAGGUCCCUGACGCUGGACACGUGGGAGCCCGAGCUGCUGAAGGUGAUGUGUGAGCUGGGGAACGAUGUCAUCAAUAACAUAUACGAGGCCCGGCGGGAAGAGCUGGGGGCCCGCAAGCCCACGAGCGGCGACUGCAGGCCGGAGGUCGAGGCCUACAUCCAAGCAAAGUACGUUGACAAGAGGUUUGUCCUGAAACCAUCGAUCGCAGCGCAGAGGUCCAAGAUCAUCGCUCUGAGCAGGCGGGAGAAGAGUCUGGGCAGCAGCUCGGAGCAUCUGCCCCCCCGGCCGCCUCCCCCCACGCCAAUCCUGCGUCCGGCUUCCCACCUCUCAGCUGCAGCCAACAGUGAAGAAUCCAGCAAAAAGGCUCUCUUCUGUCCUGAUGAGCUAGACUCUCUCUUCUCCUACUUUGACGCAUCCUCCAAGCUGCGCAGUAUUAAAAGUGCAGACUGCGGCACCCAGAACAGCACGGAGAGGAGCAGGGAGAUGUGGGCCUGCACUGCGUCCACGACCAGUCUGCCUGAUGCAGAGCCUGCAUGCCCAGUGCAGCCUGGGAGAGGGCUUGCUGUCCCCCAGGAACCCAAGGCAUGCUCCCCAGGCCUGCAGCUUUACUGGGCCGCCUACGCCUGCAGCCUGCCAGACAUGACUGAGGCUAUAGCGCAUGGCGCCGAGGUCAACUGGGUCAACGCAGAGGAGGACAGGAAGACGCCGCUAAUCAUGGCGGUGCAGGGGGGCUCCAUGGUCACCUGUGAGUUCCUGCUCCAGAACGCGGCCAAUGUGAACCAGCCGGACGCCUACAGCAGAGGGCCCCUACACCACGCCACCAUUCUGGGCCACACCGGGCAGGUGUGCUUGUUCCUGAAAAGGGGAGCCAGUCAGAACGCGCUGGAUGUGGAUAACAGGAGUCCCCUGUCCAUCGCCGUGGACACAGCCAAUGCCGACAUAGUGACACUGCUCCGUCUGGCCAAGAUGAAUGAGGAGAUGCGGGAGGCAGAGGGUCCCUAUGGACAGUCAGGGGAUGAAACCUACCAGGAUAUCUUCCGAGACUUUUCACACAUAGCGUCCAAUGAUCCUGGCCGACUGAACCGCUUCCAGCCGCAUGAUUCCCAGAGGCUCUGAGUGGGGCCCGGAGGUGCCCGGGGCCCCCCUGGGGGAAGAGGGAGUGGUAGCCUGAGGGAUUGUGUCUCGCUUUCACAGCAAUUAAUGUCAUCUGACAGAAAGCCUGCUUUUCAGCACAAGGUCGAGGACCUUCCAGUUUAAACGGACAGGGAACUGAUACUGAUUCAUUGCACAAAGGCGAAUUUCUAAUCAGGAUUCCAGUUAUAUUCUACCAGUUUAAGAAGAUAACUCUUAUUCUGUCAUUUUACAGCACAAUUAACUGCUUUUGUAUUGUUUAAACAUUUACGGUCUCAUCAAAGUCUGUUACAGUGAGCUAUUAACUAUGAAUCAGUUUCCAUUUGCUUAUUAUGAUCUAUAACAUUUACAUAACUGGAAGAGUGAAGGAUGAUUAUUUUUUUUCAAGCUCGUUAUUCAGAGGACUGCAGGUACACGUCAUGAAAUCCUUGACCCCAUUUUCCCAGCGCAGUUGUAUCCAUGGUGUCUGUGUACGAACGCAAAGGUGCUCUUAAAAAAUGUGGAGCCAUCUACACCUUUGAAUCACGCUUUCAGGUUCCAAUAAGCCAUGCAGUGGUUUCCAGGGCAUGGACAUAUUCCAGUAUUUUGCUUUUUUAUGUGUGUUAUAGUAUUCAUUUUUUUACAUAACUCAUAUUAAUAGGAUUAUCUCCAUAUUUUUUUGAAAGAAAGGUACAAUAUUUUAUGUGAAAAGGCUCCGUUACAGGACUGAUCAGCAGGGGCCUGAGAUCAGCAAUUUCGAAUUGCAUACGUCAGUAAUAUUUUGUGUACAUAUUAAUAUGAUGUUACUGCCAAUCUUCUCUUUAGACAUUCCUGAUAUUUUUCAGGUGUUAUGAAGAAACACAAUCCAUCUUGUGUUUUUUUAUAGUUAGUGUUAGUAUUGCUUUGACAUUUUCAGUAUCUGGUUAAAGAGUGAAAUGCAUGUACUUUUUAAGUAAUCACAGUCUUUUUGUUUAAGUACACAGUCCUGAAAUGGUAGUACGUGAUAUUUUAAUAAUUGGUGGUAUGUGCAUUAGUCAUUAUUAGAGGCACGUGGUCUUCAGGCUCGACGCUUUGUACCUGUAGCGGGACAGAGCUGUGGAGGCGGUUUUGAGAGUUUCCAGACCGUUUGGAGCCAGAGGCUGACAGCCCAGUCUCUGCUAUAAGAAACGCACAAUUCAACGCUGGUGAAUUCCCAUGCAGGUUCCCGCCUUCACAGGAUCAAGGAACCAAAGCGUAUAUGCAAGGCUAAAUGAACAGUGCAAGGCUAAAUGAACAGUGCAAGACUAAAUGAACAGCAUGUAUGCAAAAUGGCCGUGCCGAGGGUAAGCGCAGAGCCCAAAUGCUUGGUUUACCUGUGUCUCGUUCCCGAUCAUCACGUAUAGUUUUGUUUUCACUUGCUUCCUGGGGCAUGAGCCCAAACCCUGCUGUCUGAUGUAGUUCUCGCUUGAAGCCCUUUGGCAACUCGACACCUCUUUUCCAGCCUGUCAUUUAAUGUGCACGUAAAACAACAUUUAUUCAUUAUAUUAACACGCUGAUAUGGGUAACCUAGUAAUGCUAGCUAGAGUGAUCUCGGUCCCUUGCAACCCAUCUUUGUAAUAAGAUACAGGUAUGUACGUGUCAAAUUGUAAUCCACAGUAGACUUUUAGUGUAGUGUAGCAAUCCUGGUAUGCGUUGAAUAAGGUACCAUGUUGGGAGUUUUGUUGAAAAUCACUUUGUCGAUCAUGAUUUAUUCACUAAGAAAUUCAUCCCACCACUGAUCUCGGGUGCAAGUCAGGCCUUCAUUUUCCUCAAAAAGAGCAGCUGGCUCCUGGUCUAGAUCAGUCCCAUUCAUCUGCUUCCAUGGGUGGUUCUGAGUAGUCUUCCAAUGCGCAUGUUCUCUUUAAUGUAAAUUGUGUAAAUAAUGUUUAUAUUACUCUGUGGUGAAGAAAGCUUUGUUUAAAUAAAUACUAGAGGUAUUGGGGUCAUUGAUACUGUUUUUGAAAGUUCUUAUUGGUAUCGUACUGGUAUCUUUUUCAUCCCUUUCCAAGUAUGUAUCAUCUAUUUAUCAUAUGUGAUUAUGUCAUUUAUCCAGUGUCACUCCUUAAAAGAGAUUUGUCUAAUUUAUCAGGAAAAACACUCCAGUAGUAAUUACUCUGAACCUUUUGUUGUGCAACAAAAGAUCUUGACAAUGUACUAGUCAAUUAAACAGUUCAGUGGCUGUAAAUUUAAA
Molecule: messenger RNA, 5175 nt
Organism: Brienomyrus brachyistius
Lineage: Eukaryota; Metazoa; Chordata; Actinopteri; Osteoglossiformes; Mormyridae
Product: arf-GAP with coiled-coil, ANK repeat and PH domain-containing protein 2-like
Exons: 24
Coding region: 507-2972 (821 amino acids)
Cellular component (GO): cytoplasm
Molecular function (GO): GTPase activator activity; protein binding
Source: RefSeq, a predicted model, not a curated record